Molecule: messenger RNA, 2401 nt
Organism: Drosophila grimshawi
Lineage: Eukaryota; Metazoa; Arthropoda; Insecta; Diptera; Drosophilidae
Product: phosphoenolpyruvate carboxykinase [GTP]
Exons: 2
Coding region: 407-2326 (639 amino acids)
Biological process (GO): cellular response to insulin stimulus; cellular response to glucose stimulus; response to starvation
Cellular component (GO): cytosol
Molecular function (GO): GTP binding; manganese ion binding; phosphoenolpyruvate carboxykinase (GTP) activity
Source: RefSeq, a predicted model, not a curated record
GCCACCGGCAACAGCAGCAAGAGCAGCACCAGCACCAACACUUGCAACAGCUGUUUUUACUGAAGCGCAACAAGUGCCACGCGAAGAGCGAUAGAGGAAGAGGGAGAAAGCGAGGUGGAGUGAGAGAGGGAGCUGCAGCUGUAUUAAAGUACUCUGCACUUCAAUUAGUUUGUGCAGCAGUCACAUUUAAAUAUAAAUUCGCAUUAAGACUUGCAAUUUGAUAAGAUUAAAAAAGGGAAAUAAAAGACGCGACUGCCAACGCAGAAGAAGACGAAAUAAAUUCAUUAAACGCCUGAAUUCAAUUGGCAGCCAGCGAAAAAAAAACAGCUGAGCAACGGGCAAAGAAAAGUGAAAGGCAACAAAACAGCCAGAGGAAAAUCAGGAGGGCAAUCAGAGACACGAGGAAAUGCUGCUCAAAGGCGUUCAAUUGCUGCGCAACGGGCUAGUUGCACCGCCCAAGAGCUACAAUUUUCGACUGGUUUGUCGAGCACUUUCCGUGCAAUAUGGCGAUGGCAAGGCACUGACACCCGCUGUCCGGGAUUAUGUGGAUAAGUGUGUGAAUCUCUGUCAGCCGGAGCGGGUUCACAUUUGCGAUGGCACACAGGCGGAGAGUAAACUGCUCCAGAGUCUGAUGCUCAAACAGGGCACCAUUCAGCCACUCCCCAAAUACGACAACUGUUGGCUCGCUCGCACAAAUCCCGCCGAUGUUGCUCGCGUCGAGUCCAAAACCUUCAUCUGCACGGAGCGCAAAGAGCAGACGGUGCCGGUGACGGCCAAAGGAACGCCGGGCACACUGGGCAAUUGGAUAUCCGAGAAGGAUCUGCAGGCGGCGAUUGGUGAACGUUUUCCCGGUUGCAUGAAGGGACGCACCAUGUACGUGAUCCCUUUUAGUAUGGGUCCAGUGGGCUCGCCGCUCUCCAAGAUUGGCAUCGAGAUCACAGACUCCCCUUAUGUCGUCGAGUCCAUGAAGAUAAUGACGCGUGCGGGUACUCCAGUGCUGCAGGUGCUCGAAAAAGGCGAUGGACAGUUUGUCAAGUGCUUGCAUUCUGUUGGAAACCCAGCGAAUGGUGUCCAUGCCCACAAAUCCUGGCCCUGUGACCCCGAGCGCACUAUUAUCCUGCACAAGCCGGCCGAGAAUGAGAUUGUCUCCUAUGGCUCGGGCUAUGGUGGCAACUCUCUGCUGGGCAAGAAAUGCUUUGCUCUCAGAAUUGGUAGCACCAUUGCCAAGCGAGAGGGUUGGCUGGCCGAGCACAUGCUCAUCCUGGGCAUCACAAAUCCGCAGGGCAAGAAGAUCUAUGUGGCAGCAGCUUUUCCCUCGGCCUGUGGCAAGACCAAUUUGGCCAUGAUGACCCCUACGCUGCCGGGCUACAAGGUGGAGUGUGUCGGAGAUGAUAUUGCCUGGAUGAAGUUCGAUUCACAGGGUGUUCUGCGUGCCAUCAAUCCCGAGAAUGGUUUCUUUGGCGUUGCCCCAGGCACCUCCACGGAAACGAAUCCCAUUGCCAUGAAUACCAUCUUUAAGAAUACGGUCUUUACGAAUGUGGCUGGUACUUCGGAUGGAGGUGUCUACUGGGAGGGCAUGAAUGAAGCUCAGAUCAAGGAUGUCACUGUCACUGAUUGGCUGGGCAAGUUGUGGUCCAAGGAAUCUGGCAAGCCCGCCGCUCAUCCCAACUCUCGCUUCUGCACACCUGCUUCCCAGUGUCCCAUCAUUGAUCCUGCCUGGGAGGAUAGCGCUGGUGUCCCAAUCUCUGCCAUACUCUUCGGUGGACGUCGUCCGACUGGAGUGCCCCUCGUCUACGAAGCACGUGACUGGGAACAUGGCGUCUUUAUUGGAGCUGCGAUGAGGAGUGAGGCGACUGCUGCUGCGGAACACAAGGCCAAGGAGAUUAUGCACGAUCCGUUCGCGAUGCGUCCCUUCUUCGGCUACAACUUUGGCGACUAUCUCGCCCACUGGCUGAGCAUGGAGAAGCGUGGCCAAUUGCCCAAGAUCUUCCAUGUUAACUGGUUCCGCAAGAGUGCUGAGGGUAAAUUCCUUUGGCCUGGAUUUGGAGAUAAUUCCCGUGUACUGGAUUGGGUCUUUCGACGUGUACAGGGCGAGAACUGCUACGAGGAGUCGCCCAUUGGUCGAUUACCCAGCAAGGAUGCUCUCAACGUAGCCGGACUCAAGGGCAACAUUGAUCUCAAGCAGCUAUUCGAGUUACCCAAGGAGUUUUGGCAGCAGGAGGUCAACGAGAUUGAGCAGUACUUUGAGACUCAAGUGGGCGACCAUCUGCCACGCCCCGUGGCCAAGCAGCUCGCCGAGCUGAAGAAGCGCGUGGCAAACAUGUGAUGGAGUUCCAGGGGUUAUAUUGGUAAUCUAAUGGUUAAUAGUUUAAUAAAGUCUAAUAAAAACGAGCAAUUUGCA